Molecule: messenger RNA, 222 nt
Organism: Chondrus crispus (carragheen)
Lineage: Eukaryota; Rhodophyta; Florideophyceae; Gigartinales; Gigartinaceae
Exons: 1
Coding region: 1-222 (73 amino acids)
Source: RefSeq, a predicted model, not a curated record
AUGGCUAGCUUUAGUCGGCCUAAUCAAAGACACUGUAUUGUAACCUGUAACAGCUGCGUGCACAGCCUGCAAAUUACGCCACCAUCCCAAAGCAGAGACCUUUCCCUACGUCUUUGCAUGCUUUCUCACUGCUUCUUCCACCAUUUUUCGGCCUUCUUUUGUCCGGACUGUUGGUCUUCGAACCACUCCCACGGGAUUUGCUUCCUCCAUCAGGACUUCUAG